Spinacia oleracea (spinach) is the source of this 4512-nucleotide messenger RNA. Its product is annotated as COP1-interacting protein 7. Lineage: Eukaryota; Viridiplantae; Streptophyta; Magnoliopsida; Caryophyllales; Amaranthaceae. The transcript is spliced from 13 exons. Bases 435 to 4283 code for a protein of 1282 amino acids. The record is from RefSeq and is a predicted model, not a curated record.
UCCUUCGUUUUCUCUUUCCUGUCAUUAUUUAAUUUAUUGUUGCCGUUACAACAUUACUUACUACCCUUUCGGCCUUUCCCCUUUGGUGUUUGGUGUAUCUCUCCCAUUUCUCCUCUUUCUCUCUCUCCAUUGAAGCAGUAGCAGCAGCACUACUUUUCUCACUUCACAUAUAAAAAAUUCCUCUGCUAAAAACCUCCCUUUUAAUGCUUCUUUUCCCCAAUUAAUAUCCUUCCUCUUUUUCUUACAAAAAAGGAAAAAAAUUUGAGCUGUCCAAAGUAAUUAAUAAUAGUCAAAGCAUUUCCCAAAAUUUAGAUCCUAUUUUCCCAGAAAAAUUAUACUGAUAUAAACAUGAUUACAGUAGAGUGUUGAUAAUUUUACAAUUGGGUUUUUUUCUCCCCAGUUUUUUCUUCAGCUUUUUUGAUUAAUUGUUCUUCAUGAAGCUAAUGAAAUCCAGUACUCGACUUGAUUCUAUUGUCUUCCAGCUCACACCCACUAGAACCAGGUGUGAUCUAGUAAUAAAUGCUAAUGAGAAAAGUGAGAAGAUUGCAUCAGGGUUGCUGAAACCUUUCCUAGCUCAUUUAAAGGCAGCCGAGGAGCAGAUUGGGAAAGGAGGAUAUUCUAUUGUCCUUGAACUAAAGCAUGGAAAUGGUGCAGCAUGGUUUACGAAGGGAACAGUGGAAAGGUUUGUCCGUUUUGUGAGUAGUCCAGAGAUCCUUGAGCGGGUCUGCACUAUAGAAUCUGAAAUCUUACAGAUUGAAAAAGCAAUAUCUCUUCAAAAUAGUAAUGAUAACGGAUUGCACAAUGUAGAAGACCUUCCAGUAAAGUCUGAGGAAAGGCUUGAAGGCACCAAGCCUUCAUCGGGCAGUAAUGAGGAGAAAGCAAUUGUGCUCUACCAGCCUACCAGCAACCAAUCAGAGGAAGAUGCAUCUACCGUACAUGAGAAUUCGAAAGUCCAACUUAUACAAGUUCUCGAGACACGUAAAACUAUGCUACAAAAAGAGCAAGGCAUGGCUUUUGCACGUGCUGUUGCUGCUAGCUUUGACAUUGAUAACAUAGACGAUCUGCUUGCUUUUGCUGAAUGUUUUGGGGCUUCACGUAUGAUGGAUGCGUGCAAAAAGUUUUUGGACUUAUGGAAGGCAAAGCAUGAAAGUGGUCAGUGGGUUGAGGUUGAAGCAGCCGAUGCAGUGUCUUGCCGGUCAGACAUGCCUAGUACAAAUGCAGCAGGUAUUGUGUUUCUGGGCCCAAGCGAACAGAAGGAAUUCAAGGAAUCAAGCCCCCAGGGUGAGAUUGGUUCUGAAAAGAAGGGGAUGUCAUGUGCGCCUAGUCCAGAUCAAGUACAACCAAAUCCCCAUGAAUACAGCCCGGGCCAGUUUCCACAUCCCAUGUACCCACACUGGCAAAUGCAUCCUCAAGCUAAUGGCAUGCCAGUCUUUCAACCAUAUCCCAUGCAGGGUAUGCCUUACUAUCAGAACUAUAUGGGGCAGAGCCCAUAUUUCCAACCACCUUAUUCCGCACAUGAUGAUUCAAGAUUACAUUCUGGUCGGAAAACAAGACAGAGAAGGCAUUCAAUGGAUAGCAGAGACAUGAGUGCUGAAUUUGAAUCUGAAGAGAUAGAUGCUUCCGGAAGAACGCAGGAUGAUAUUACAGAUGAAGAUGAUUCAGUGAGUAGGAAACCCAAGAAUAAAAUUGGCAAGACUUCCAGGAAGAAAACUGUUGUUAUCCGUAAUCUUAACUACAUUACUUCUGCGAAGCAAGGCUCUUCAGAUAGUGAUCCUCAAUCUUGUUCAGAUUCCGGAACCGAUGACGAGGAACAAAUGAAGGUUGAUGAAAAGAGAAAACUGAAAAAGAAAGGAGUCUAUAAGUCAGAUGAUCCACAAAAAGCAAGUGCUAAGGAAGAAAGACUGUCUGGACAGGUAGGGGAUGAUGGAAAUUGGCAAGCCUUCCAGAACUUCUUACUUACAGAUGCUGAUGAAAAUAACAAUUCAGCAAGAAGCAACAUGUUUGCAAUGGAAGGUAAAGUUCAAGGAAAAAAGCGGCAAUCUGCUAUCAGGGAUGACUCAUCUGCUCUAGGAAUGCAUAAAAUUGGUGAAAUCCGUGAUGUAGACAUGGGUGAAAGUCUUGAUAUUGCUGGAGAUGCAACCUGUGUGCGGAAACCUAUGGAUGAUCAAAUGUUGAGUUAUGGUCAAGAUCCAAACUUGAGGCAUAAUAGUAAAAAUGAUAUGCAGUUUAUGGAAUCAGAGGGUCGAAGGGGUGUUCACAGGAGAUCUGUGGAUACAAACUUAGAAUAUGUAGCCAACCGACAAGAAAAGCUGACAGAUGCGUGGGACCCUUCCCUAGAUCCUGUCAUCAGAAAUGGGUUUCAGGGUACAUCUCAUACCAAUAAUAAGGGUUCAUCAUGCGGUAUUCGUGACGAGUCUUUCAUGGUCUUGCAAAGAGCAGGCUCAUCAGAUCAAGUUAUAGGUAAUGGCAGGACAGCUAUGGAUAUGGAUUGCGAGCUACCUUUGGCGCUUCACAAGACAGAUGAUCACACUUACGAGCCAAAUGUUUUAAAUAUAAUACCUAAUCGUGUGAUGGAGGAUCGGUCUAAUGGUUAUGACCCAGCUAUGGAUUUUGAGUUUCAGGCUCAAAUUAAAGAUGCUGCCAAACUGAGUGGUAACGAAAAGGAAGUUGCUAUAGAUGCCAAAGAAGGGACAAGGAAGACAGUCAAGGAUCAAAAGUUAAGGGCUGAGAAAAAACCCACAGGGAGUACAAGGAGAGAAAAAACUUCUAAGCUGAGCCCCGCUGAAGAUGCUCGAGCUCGCGCAGAAAAGCUGCGAGCUUAUAAGGCUGAUCUACAAAAGUUAAAGAAGGAAAAGGAAGAGGAACAAAUGAAAAGAAUAGAAGCGUUAAAGAUAGAGAGGCAAAAAAGAAUUGCUGCUAAAAGUGGUGCUAAUCCUUCUCAGACACAAUUGCCGUCACAACAGGCUAAGAGACAGAUGCCCAAGCUUUCCCCCGUCUCUCAGAAAGGCUCAAAGUUCAGUGACACAGAGCCAGGGUCACGUUCACCGUUACAGAGAUCAACAUUAAGAUUUAUAUCUAAAGUAUCACCUGAUUCCAGUAAGACUUCUAGGUCUGGAAGGUUAAAUAUUGUAAGCAGCACCAGUGGAAAUAGGUUAACUAGAUCAGCUUCAUUAUUGAGCUCAAGGAAGGAAGAGAAAAAUGGUGUCACACCAGAUUCAAAGGCAACAAUGUCUAGAAUCAGAAGACUGUCUGAGCCUAAAGUCACUGUUCAUCGCAUUUCUUCAGGAAAGACUGGAAAUGCUGAAGUAGUCUCAAGAUAUAAAGCAUCUGAAAGGAAGGUUUCUUCCACUGCAAACGUUGACAAAGUGAAGUCUUCAGCUGUUCCGGAACUGAAGGUUAGAACAUCCAAGACAUCCGCAGUUACCGUCCAGAGAAAAUCAAUUAAAGAUAUGUCCCAGAAGUCGAAUGACAAAACUCUCCCUAGCAGUGUUGCAAAUGCUAAACGGAGUAGGAACAGUGCUAACAUUUCACCCCAGAGGGAUGUAGAUGACAACACAGUAGUUGAAAAGACAGUUGUAAUGCUUGAAUGUGAGAAACCUUCUGCACCAACUUUCCAUUCCCCUGUAGAUAAAUUAAGCGUCCAAACUAUGCAGUCUCAUUCCUACAAUGAUACAGCCGUCCCUCCACCAGCUUCGCCUAUUAACGUGAAAGAAGUUGACCGAGAUACAUCAGAUUGCGUGGUCAAGGGGCAAUCUCAGAUCCGCUUGGAUGAGACAGAAAAGGUGUCCCCAAACUUAUCCUCGGUUGACACUGAAAAAAAACCAUAUCAACCACCCCAUGCUCGGGUCUCCUCCCUAGAGGACCCCUGCAUGUCUGAGUCAGUUUACGGGAAGACACCACUAACAAGCAUAGAAAUGGCAACAACAGAUACAGAUGUGAAGACCGCCAAAGUACACGUAUCUGAUACUCAGAAGCCAAGCCUGGUUAUAUCAGAAGCUGAUUCAGGGAAAUCAUCAAAAGGUUUUAAAAGGCUGUUGAUGUUUGGAAAGAAGAACUCGGGUUCAAGUGAACGUAAUAUGGAGUCAGAUAAAGUAACUCUUGAGGGUUCUGCAAUUGACGCAAAUGCAUUAAAUGGUUCUUCUACAGAAGCUUUUACUGUGAAAAAUCUUCUUUCUCAAGAGGAGGGCUCGAGUGCUGGCACUACUCCAAAGAAGUCUUCUCGACCAUUCUCAUUGUUGUCACAUUUUCGAAGUAAGAACAGUGAGAAGAAGUUGUCCAUAUAAAAAGGAAUCUUGACCAGUUCCUGGGAUGAAUAAGUCACAAUUUUGUUCCCUUCAUGCUUUUUUUGCCAUGGGAAAUCACAGGAAAUAUCAAAUGCUCGAGUUUGUAAAGUUCAAAGUUGUUGCAAUUUGCGACAUGUAGGUAUCUUGUUUUGUUGUAAAGCCUUGAUGACUAAACAUCUUGAAUAUGUAUAAACCUUCUUGAUAAUUGUAGUGUCUGAAGCUUCUCACA